This is a messenger RNA of Polychytrium aggregatum, 4772 nucleotides long. RefSeq names its product raptor N-terminal caspase like domain-containing protein. The transcript is spliced from 8 exons. Gene Ontology annotation, molecular function: protein-macromolecule adaptor activity; protein binding. The record is from RefSeq and is a predicted model, not a curated record. Gene Ontology annotation, biological process: TOR signaling; positive regulation of cell growth; cellular response to starvation. Bases 459 to 4517 code for a protein of 1352 amino acids. Gene Ontology annotation, cellular component: TORC1 complex; cytoplasm. NCBI's taxonomy places the organism in Eukaryota, Fungi, Chytridiomycota, Chytridiomycetes, Polychytriales.
CUGCAGGAGCAAACGUCCAGGACCGCAUCAGCCAGGAUCCGCAUCAGCCAGGACCGGCGUCUACCAGGCUCGCUGCCCCCCCCCGCUGUCUUCUGCAGCCCCGUCGCUCGCCUCCAGCCCGGUCGAUCUGCUCCGAUCAAAGCAUCGCUUUCUGGCUUGGCCAUCUCCAGCCCGACCGUCGGACGUGCCAGCCAGCCAGCUCACCCGCCCGCCGUCUCGACUCAGCUCAUCCCUUCAUCUGGCCACAGACCAUCACUGGGCCAUCACUGGGCCAUCACUGGGCCAUCACUGGGCCAUCACUGGACCAUCGCUGGGCCAUCAAGCCGCUUCCAUCCAAACUCUACCCUCCGCACUAGCUGAGCCUAUUCUGCGCUCGCCCACUGGCCAUCCACCCCAUCCGCUCUUUUUUCUCGCCCCUCUGUCCCAGCAGCGCAUCACAGCGACCACAAGCAGCAGCAAUGGCCGACACCCCGUCUGCACAGCAAAACAGCGCCAGCGUCCUCUCCAUGCCCAACCUCAGCGACCUCGAGACUGCAGAUCUUGGCAGCUCCGAGCACUCUCCGAUCAGCGGCGACGCCCUUCCCGAGUCGCCCUAUCUCGACUCACCCGAGGAGCAGCCCUACUUCACUUAUUCGUACUAUACCGAGCGGCGCCACGAAUCGCAUGGCGCUCCAACACUAACACACCCGUGCCGCACCCAGGCGCCCACCGACUGGAGAAUGAAGGAGCGGCUAAAAACCGUCUCGGUCGCUCUGGUCAUCUGCCUCAACAUCGGCGUCGAUCCGCCGGACGUCGUCAAGACCAACCCAUGUGCCAAGAUGGAGUGCUGGGUCGACCCGUUCUCGCUCCCGCCGCCCAGGGCCCUCGAGAGCAUCGGCCGCAAUCUGCAGCAGCAGUAUGAGGUGUGGCAGCCCCGGUCGCGCUACCGUCUCUCUCUGGAUCCGUCUAUCGAGGAGACCAAGCGGCUCUGCCUCUCGCUCCGCCGCAACGCAAGGGAGGAGCGCAUCCUGUUCCACUACAACGGCCACGGUGUGCCCAAGCCCACCCCCGGCGGCGAAAUCUGGGUCUUCAACCGCAACUACACGCAGUAUAUCCCCAUAUCCAUAUACGACAUCCAGACCUGGCUGGGCUCGCCGUGCAUCUAUGUCUACGACUGCUCCAAUGCCGGAAACAUCCUGCAGUCCUUCAACCGGUUUGCCGAGCAGCGCGAUACCGAGGCUCUGCGGCAGGCCGAGGUCAACGGCGCUUCCAACAACGGUGCGCCCCCGACCCCGUACGUCCCGAUGCGCGACUGUAUCCAGCUGGCUGCCUGUGGCCCCAACGAGAUCCUGCCGAUGAAUCCCGAGUUGCCGGCCGACAUCUUCACCUGCUGUCUGACGACCCCCAUCGAGAUUGGCCUGCGCUGGUUCGUCUCCAACAACCCGCUCCUCACCAACAUCACCCCGGAUAUGAUCAUGAAGAUCCCCGGCCGCCUCAACGACCGCCGCACCCCCCUCGGUGAGCUCAACUGGAUCUUCACUGCCAUCACGGACACGAUCGCCUGGAUCGUGCUGCCGCACGAUCUGUUCAAGACCCUGUUCCGCCAGGACUUGAUGGUCGCGGCCAUGUUCCGCAACUUUUUGCUCGCCGAUCGCAUCAUGCGAUCCUACCACUGCACGCCCCAGUCGAGCCCCAGCCUGCCGCCGACGCACCAGCACCCCAUGUGGGAGGCCUGGGAUCUUGCUGCCGACAUGUGUCUCUCGCAGCUGCCUGACCUGCUCGCCCAAGAGGAGAACGGGACGGCGGUCGAGUACCAGAGCAGCACCUUCUUUGCCGACCAGCUGACGGCCUUUGAGGUCUGGCUCACCAAGGGCGCCAUCUCGCGCGAGCCCCCGGAGCAGCUGCCGAUUGUCCUGCAGGUGCUUCUCAGCCAGGCGCAUCGCUUGCGCGCCCUGAUGCUCCUGAGCAAGUUCCUUGACCUCGGUCCCUGGGCCGUCAACCUGGCCCUGUCCGUCGGCAUCUUCCCAUAUGUCCUGAAGCUGCUGCAGAGCCCCGCGGGCGAUCUCAAGUCGGUGCUGGUCUUCAUCUGGGCCAAGAUCCUCGCCGUCGACCGCUCCUGUCAGAACGACCUGCUCAAGGACAACGGCUUCACCUAUUUUUUGAGCAUCCUGGUCUCCCACACAGGCAUGCCCUUGAUCCCAAACAUCUCAGAGCACCGCGCCAUGUGCGCCUUUAUUCUCUCGGUCUUUUGCCACAACUUCCGCAGCGGCCAGCAGGCGUGUCUUCGCAGCGACUUGCUCCCGUCGCUCUCGCUGUACCUCGUCGACCCCGACCCGCUCCUUCGUCAGUGGUCGUGCAUUUGCCUCGGCAAGAUGUGGCAGGGCUAUUCCGAGGCCAAGCGCACGGCCGUGUCGGAGAACGUCCACGAGAAGCUGGCUCCACUUUUGCUCGACCAUGUGGCCGAGGUCCGUGCAGCAGCGCUCUUUGCCUUUGGCACACUCCUGGACGAGAUCGAGGGCGGCGACCCUGUCAUCACCGUCGACGUCGGCACCAACAUUGGCAUUUCGAUCCUGGUGGCGACCUCGGACGCCUCGCAUUUGGUCCGCAACGAGCUCGUGGUGACCCUCUCGCACUACGUGCAGCACUACCACUCCAAGUUUGUCAACUGUGCGCUCGAGAUGAUUGAAGACGAUCGCAAGAGGUUCACUGAGGACGUCCGGAGUCAACCAAACGGCCGGCGCUCGGCCUCGCUGGCGGGCAUCGACUGGCGAUCCACCCAGUCCCAGUUCAAGUCGCCUUCGCACAACAGUAUCUACGGAUGCAUCUGGAAGGUGUUACUGGCCCUUACGGUGGACCCUUUCGAGGGCAUCGCGCGCAAGGCCAUACGCAUCGUCGACCAGAUUCACCUGAAGCUGGCCCGGUCGCAUUCGCUCGAACUGCCCCUCCACGGCCCGGGUGCUGUUUUGGACGGACUUCAAGCCCCGUCUCCGCUGCCGCUCUCGAGAUCGUCGACAAUCUACCAGUCGAGUGCCGCCAAAGAAUCCCGAGCCACGCUCAAGCGCUCCACUUCCUUUGUCCACUAUCUCACCGGCCGAGGCGCCUCUUCCGAGAACCUGCCCGGCGAGCUCAACGGCUCCGCCAAUCUUGCCCAGGGCCCGGCCAGCAGUGGCACUAACCCUCCACCCAGUCCCUGGCUUACGGCCGCGAGCAACCUGCUUGUUGCUGGCGAGCGCCGAUCUCGAGCCGGUGCAGAGACGCCGCCACCGAGCUCGCACAGCCGGCCUGGAUCUCGGGCACCCUCGCCUGUGCCCGGCAGCGGAGCUGAUGCCCUGCGCAACCUUCUGGAGAACCCCAGCUUUGAAAUCGACACGGUGUCUCUGGAGUCCGAGUUCUUUGAAUGGAGCUGCGAGUCCUUUGCCGAGCCGCAGAUUCGCAUGCGGGAGCGAGACGAUGCCGGCAGCGAUAGUUUCAAUGAGCGUCAGUGGCGCAAGCAGCGCAACGACAAGGUUGUUGCAGCCAACCUUCCCUUCUAUGAAACGAGCGGCACGCGCAAGUUUGAAGAGUGUAUCAAGAUGAUAACGACAGAGCAGCCGCCCACGCUGCUCCGCUUCCACCAGUUCGAGCAGCAUCUGGCAUAUGUAGACGAGCGAAAUAUUGUGAGUGUGUACGACUGGGAGGAGAACGUCAAGUUGUCAUCCUUCUCAAACAAGAAUCCGGCUGGAAGUCGGAUCACAUCCCUGCGCUUCAUCAACGAGGAAGAUUACAGCCUGCUGUUUGUGGGAUCAAGCGAGGGUGUGGUGCGAAUCUACCGAAACUACGAAGAGAAGCGCAAGUACGAGCUUGCAACGUCGUGGCGCGCCCUGACAGACUUGUUUCCCGAGUCGAGUGGACCGGGUCUCAUCUCGGACUGGCAGCAGCACACCGGACUGUUGUCGAUCUCGGGCGAAUCCAAGUUCAUCCGUAUCUGGGAUGCCUACCGCGAAACCUGUGUGCGGGACAUUUCAACACAAACGGGCCAGCCGGUGACAUCUCUCGCUAGCAACCGACAGAACCCAUUCCUGGUCAUUGCGGGAUUCAACGACGGCGCCAUCCGUCUCUACGACCGACGUCAGAGUGGCACGGAUUGCCUGGUUCAUACAAUCAGCGACCAUCGACAGCGCAUUCUGUCCACCAUCUUCCACCACCCCAGCGAGCAGCUGAUAUCGGCCUCGGCUUCGGGUGAGGUGAGGCUGUGGGAUCUACGAAGCACUGGUGCCACGGCCGUUCUCGAAGGAGCAGGCGCCAGCGACAUGUCGGCAUUCGCCGUGCAUGAGCAGGCGCCCCUGAUCGUGCGCGGAAGUGCCUCGCAUACAAUGUGCGUCCAGAACAUCGAAGGGCAGAUCCUCAGCCAGAUCCGGUAUCACGAAGGGUACAUCCUGGGACAAAAGCCCGGCGCCAUCAACCACAUUGACUUCCACCCGCACAGCCUUGUGUUUGCUGCUUCUGCGGCUGGAACAAACUCGAUCUCGAUCUACGGAUCCGAGUUGCGAGCCCAGUAGAGCCUCUCUGCCGCCGCCGCCGCCGCCGCCGCCGCUGCUGCUGCUGCUGCUGCUGCUGGAUCAAGGUACACCUCAGUCGCCGCAGAACGACCCAGGUCUGGUCGAACAACACCCACAAGCUGCGGGGCUGACCACCGAUACAAAAAUAUGUCUGGAGGGAGCCGCUGCCGGCUCUGCAUCCAAACGCAGUACCACGGGUCACGGCCCGGCCAAAUGCCACCGUCCGGCCAUCAAUACAGAGUAUCUGAAAUUGGA